AAGUUUGAAUCCGAGGAAGCUGGCAACAAUGAGGGAGACGAUGUGUCGAGGAAGAUUGGUGUCGAGUUCAUAAGAAUGAGCUGUACUCCAGUAGCUCUGGAGAUGAACUAGAAGAGAAGGAGGAUGAAUUACCUGAGGUGGCAGGUGAAGUGAAGGUCUCAGAGUAAAUGGAACGGUAUAAAAAACAUGGUUUUCAUGGGUUUGAUAAUAUUCCAUUCAGUCCUUUCCAUCCAUUACACUCCAUUUCAACAAACCCAACCUUCAUUUAUGUUGUGAUGCAGUAUUCACGACCACAAUCUCACAAAACUCAGUUAAAGACGGACUUUAUGACAAAUGAUCCUAUUUACACUUGGGAGUCAAUUUUGACACUGAAGAGUACGUUUUGGACUCAUAUAGAUGCUACAUAGGCUGUUUUCUAAAUGAGAAGUUGGUUUUUAGGGGCGGUUGCUUUUUAAAGAGAAAGAUGUUGCUAGAUAAGAUGAGCUAUUCAUACUUCACUGUGCUUACUAUAUGCGUGAUGUUACCAAAUCAUUACUUAGAAUUAAAGCCAAGCUGGCAUUUGACAUUAACUCAUUGCUUGUCAGAGAGCAUGGGAGCAAUUCUAUUUCUCCUGAUUCUGGCGCUUCUCAAGGACUAUGGUCAUGGAGCGCCACAGGAAGGUGGGGCUGAAGCUAAGGGGGUUUUGUUUUAUGCUAUUUGUGACGAUGAUGAAGACUGAACGUGAAGGUUUUAGACUUAAUGUUUGUAAAUGAUUGUAUUGUUAAGUUGAUCAGUAAUAUUCACCUAUAUCAGUAUUUUAUACUUGGCUCAUUUGUUCAUUCUCCAGCAUUAACCAGACCUUGCUCAAGAACAUUAAAACCAUCCACUUUAAGGGGGGUCUUUAUUCAGAAAAUAUGUAUUUAUUUUGACGUAAAUAUGAUCUCUGUCAGAACUUUAAACAUUAUUUUCCUCUGAUGUAUAGAGCUUUGAAUCAAUACUCUUAUGGAUACCUUGAGUUUGAGAGUGAAUCGUAUGUAAGCAGGACUAGCCAAAACCAGUGCUUUUAAAUGGCCAUGUAACGACAUUACGCCUGUCAUAACAUUCUUUUGUAUAUGUGGUGUCAUUUAGAUAUCGACAAGUGUAGUAACAACUCGCUCAUCUGUGGGGACAAUUCAGCUUGCUUCAACACUAUCAUGUGCUUUCACCCAUGGAAUUAGCUGUUAGGAGGUCAAAGGUCAAGGGGGUGGGAUGACCUGAAAUAUUCUGCUUUUACAAAAUGUUAUGCUGUUUUCAAAUUAAACACAAUUACCUUGCUCCUGUUACAGCUUUUAAAAUUAAUGAAUUUUUUAGGUAAUACUGUGUGUGUUUCUCUGGGUUUAAUGACUAAUGGUGGCACUCAACAAUGCUUGGACAUAGACAAGUGUGUUGGGAUCCCAGAUAUUUGUGGGAAAUGGGGAACCUGUCGUAAUCAGGGUUGUAGCUACCUGUGCACGUGUCCCAGUGGAUUUAGGAACUCUGGCAACGGACAAACUCUGUGUGUAGACAUUGACGAGUGUAAUACAGACGGAGUAUGUGGAAAUGUGGGCAUCUGUCAAAACCUGAUUGGUAGUUACUGGUGCCAGUGUCCUGCUGGAUUUACUAACUACCAGGCUUUGAUAGUUUAUUGUCUCUGUUGAGAAACAACUGUUUGGUGUUGAGCAACUCUAUGUUGCCUGGACUGACAAGACUGCUGCCAACUGGAGAUGUGCUUUUGACAUUACUGGUUAAUACCACUGAUGUUGUUCAACUGGGCCUCCAGUCCAAUGGUCACAUUAGCAGCAGUGAAGUGACUAAGUUACUGAGAACGAUUGAAAUCUCUAUCAGACUGAUCGCUCCACUGUUGACAGAGAACGUGACCAGGAUAGAGACCAACCACACAGAGGUUGAGAUUAUGGUGAGAAGAGACAAGACUUCACCUGAAGGACCAGUCAGCCUGACCAAUGAGAACACUCAACUUGACACCACCUGGGAGACGGUGGUUGGAGAUUACCAGAAUUACCCAGGGUUUGCGUAUGUUGUUCUGCUCAGCUAUAGGAAUCUGGAUAGUCUGAAGGACAACAUUUCUCAUCAGAGCCAGCAGCUCAUGUCCAGUGCUGCGACAGUUUCCGUUAGCAACUCCAACACAACAUACCUGCCCCAACAGGUUAAUCUCACCUUCCAUCACCUGCAGUCCAGUGAUGUUGACCCCACCUGUGUUUAUUGGUCGGAUGAGAAUGGACCGGGGGUGUGGUCUGGGAGGGGUUGCACCUUAGUGAUGUCAAACUCCACCCACACUGUGUGCUCCUGCAACCAUCUCAGCACAUUUGCUGUGCUGAACGAAAUGCAACAGGGAAGCGGGCAGCUGUCGUUGGUGAUGUGGGUGGGUGUUUUUGUGGCACUGACCUGUGUGUUCCUGUCCCUGAUCACCACCCUGUGGUGUCGCUUUGUCAGCCGCAAACGCCGUGGAGGACGCCGUGGAGGACACCGGCUGCAACAGGAUGUACAGCUACAUAGAAAAUAAGACAUGGAUUUGAACUAUUUGUGUUAUAAGAAAAGCUUUACUUGGAAUUAAUUUGUAACAUUGUCUCUUGGCUUGCAAGGACAUCCAAAUGCCAGCUAUUCUUUUUUUAAGUAGUAUGAAAAUGUAUCAAAAAAAGAAAAAUAUAAGAACACAACUUUAUGUUAAUAGAUAUAGAAUAUCUCAUGUGUAGAACUGUUAUCAGUUCUGAAGUGUAACAGAUGAGCUCUCAUCUCUAUGGCAACAUACAUAAGUCAUUUCAGUCUCAUAAACAUGGUUUGUAAUUUGUAGAGAUGAGAAUACAAUGCUGCAUUUGUCCAGUAUUAUGCCACUUGGUUGUUGUUGUAACUGAGUUAUUUUAAGUGAAAGUAAUAUUUUUCCUGUUAAUCAACCUACCAUUUGAGCUAACAUAAAUCUAGAUAAUGUAGCCUUUCAAUGUAUUAGGAUGCUUCGACUGUGGAAGGAGAUUUCUUCAGGAAAAUUAUUGAUUUCAUGGACAAAUAGUCCCACCACCACUUCAAGAAAAAACCCAGAAACCCUCUUAAUUUGUGUAAUCACAAAGACACACUAAAUGUUAAGCAUUCAAACCCCUUCCCCGUCUAUGCUGAUAGAGCAAGUGAGAAUGUGAAAGUUAAGGGAAAUGCUGCUGCAGUAACUUUUAAAAUUUGCAUAAAAGUCAGACAUCUUCAAAAGAAAUCAAGAGCAAGACAUUUUAAAAAGAAAAGAAAAAGAUAAGUAGCCUUGCUUCAGA
Oncorhynchus keta (chum salmon) is the source of this 3266-nucleotide messenger RNA. Its product is annotated as adhesion G protein-coupled receptor E3-like. The transcript is spliced from 9 exons. Lineage: Eukaryota; Metazoa; Chordata; Actinopteri; Salmoniformes; Salmonidae. Bases 1685 to 2518 code for a protein of 277 amino acids. The record is from RefSeq and is a predicted model, not a curated record. Gene Ontology annotation, molecular function: G protein-coupled receptor activity. Gene Ontology annotation, biological process: adenylate cyclase-activating G protein-coupled receptor signaling pathway.